AUGGGCUUUUUCGUGUUGCUAUCGACCGUGGCUGCGCCAGUUCGAGGCGAGAAUUUGAAAAGUUUCGACGUGACAUUGGCGUUGUUCUGUGUGGGGUGUUAAGACGGACGUUGGGAAGUCGAAGGCCAAGUAACUGUAGUGAACGCAUUUGGCGCGUAAUUUUCCUUGCAUCGGCCAGGAUAUACGCACGCACUCGCUGCGCAUUAUCCGGUCCAAGUCGCGAGCGAUUGGAAGCGAGUGAAUCACGUGCGAGGCCUCUGGAAGGUCAACUGCAAAGUGCACUUGUCGCGCUGCAUUUCGCGAAUACUUGGAUUAAUAAAUUCAAUUAGACCCGACGGGCAGUUGCUGGAUGUUUGUUUAUUAAUUAUAGUUAAGUGUGCGGACGUACUGCAGGGCUCUGGAGAGCGGAGGAAUUUAAAAAAAGUCCGCGAGAAAUCCAAGCUCGCGCGGAACACACCUUGAUCGAGGCACGGUGAGUUCGGUUCGGGUUCAGCUUCGUUUGUGCCUUUUGUAGUCGGUCCUGUUUUCUGCGUCGAGUCAACAAGCCGGACCUGGGGUUUGCCAACGAAUUGCGAAUCGACCGCCGCUGCAGCCCCGCGCGGGUUUGCUGAUUUCGAAUUCUCAGGUGUGUCCCUCGUCAAAUUCGCCCCAUCUUGCGCGGUGCAACCGGACCGCGGCCGGACGGGGUUUGGUUGUUUUGGAGCCCGGGCUCCAUCCGUUCAGGUGUACACAAUCUCUGCAUAGACGCACGUGCGGAUGUGACGUGAAUUUUAACGAAAGUGCCUUUUGUCUGUUGCAAGUGAUCCACCCAAUCGCCUACUGUGUCGCGGUACUGCGAAUCCAGGUGCCUCGAGUUCUCCCCAGCACCACGCUCUGUGCAGGCUCUGCAAACCGCAUAUACAAAUUCAACGGUGAAUCACACGAAACAAUUACUGCUGAACGCAUCCGCAGCUCAGCCCAAGAAUUUCUCAGAACGGUGCGGUUUGAUGGUCGGUUAGCCUCCAGCGAGCGAGAUUUCAGAAAAUAAUUUGCCAGAAUUGGCUAACGACCUUAUAACUCACAAUCUGAAGGAAUGACUUGCAUCGAUUUCUUGCAUUAAGUCGAAUUUAAUGUAGACGAGUUAAUUAUGCAGAUCUUGAGAUGGCUGGACCGAAAACAGCACUUUAUGCCGCCGGGCUAACAUGUCUGGGUUUUAUAUGUUUCGCAUUAGCUUCAACGGCUGUGGGCGUACCUAUAUGGGGAUACUACGACAAUCCUACAGCUGGAUGGGAUGCUGACAGGGGUUACUUUGGACCAUGGUUAGUGUGCAAACAAUUAAGCUAUAAUCGCGAGAAAUGCGGUCAAGAUGUCUCACGAUUCAGACCAUCACUGGGUAUUUACAUAAGCGGUAUUCUAGCGGCAUCGAGCGCUGCAGCAUUAGGAUUAUUUUGCAUUCUCUGCGUCAUACAAAUCGCCAUGAUAUCAUCACGGGAAAAGUUUAUGAUGAACUACAGUACGCUGGUGAUAGGAAAACUAGUGCUAGCACUAAUAGGAAUGCUUCUAGCCAUCGUUGCGACUGUAUUAUUCGCAAUUUUCAUGGAUGAUACGGGAAGAAGUGGCUUCCGCGUAUCCCGAGGAGUAUCAUUUUACAUACAGAUAAUAGUAGUAGUUUUGACUAUCGCAUUGUUCGUAAUGGCUGGUUACGAUGUUCUUUUCUCUCGCCGAGCUGGUGGGGAUCCAACUGUACCUGUGGACACAUCACCUUCAACAGCAACUACAUAUAAUAAUCCUGGUUUCCGGGAGAGACGACCAAAGAAUGGGGUAUCAGUAACAGACGCAUCAGGCAAGCCGUACAGUGGAAUAACGAACGGUAGUAUGGCUUCUAUGAGCACGACGCUUACGAGCGUUUCCAACGGAUCUUCAGCAGACACGGUAGUGCGAUCGCCCCUAAGAUCGAGUCUGAAAAAGCCACGGCCACCACGGGAAGGACUCGGCAUACAAAAUCCAGGCUUCUCAGGGUCGGGACAUUCGCCGCCAAUGAAUCGCAAUGGAAGUGUGAAGAAAGUUCGAAUACAAACCCACAGCACGGAAGUUUAGUAUUCGAAUUUAAACCUAAUAUAGUGUGUAAGGAGGGUUUCUGACUAAAAAGACUGUAAAUACAUACAUUACUUUAGUCCUAAAGUGGAGCGACAGAAUGAAAUUGUUGGAUGGCUCUACGGAUAAUAUUGCUGGGCAUGAAAUCUUGACAAAUGAUCGCAAUCGACAAUGAAAGUCACGAAUUAAUUUGUUUUCUCUUUAAGUCUAUUUUCAGUAAUGUCUGUUGAAUGCGUUUUAGUUUUGUCUUCCAUUGAUAGAUCAGAAACAAAUAAAAACGAAGAUGCCUUUGAAUCAGUGGCUUAACCUUAGGAUGCGCGAAGUACAAAGAAGAAUAAUUAGAUUUCACCCUGUACAUAAUAUUUACGAGACCAAGCAUUUAAGCACUACCUAAUAGAGAGUUUCAUUAACAUUUUAAUUUUCAAUUAGUCGAACUGAAGUCAAUAUUUAGUUGAAAACCUUAUUCGCUAGGCUAGUAAUGAGAACCUGCAAUCACAAUACUAUUUACUAGGACUAUCAGGCUGCAUGAGAGUAAAGGAUUCCGUCCAUUUUAAGCGCGAACUUGUGAAAAGUUGUUGAACGUGAAACGUAGCUGGACUUUUUACAAUUACUGUGAUUUCAGUGAAACAUAUUUAAUUUUAUAUUUGAAUAUUUGCAUGGAAAGCUUUUAUUUUAAUUGUUUUUUCUUUUUUUUUAAUUCUCGAACCUUAUACAUACAUAAUAUUUGUAUAUCACGGAAAAAUAGAAAAUUAUUUUGUUCAGUUAUACAUAUUUGAUGGAUAUAUUUUUAAUUUAAUACUUGUAUGUUAUGCAGUAAGAUAAAUCGGAUCAGCACAAUAUUCGUAACGUAAGUUUUGUAAGUUUCGUUUUGAUAAAAACGAAAAAGUUAAUUAGACGAGAAUAUUUACAUUAAUUUUUCUUUUUGUUAUAUAUUUCUUAGAAAAGAUUCGACUGGACAAGUCCUUUAAGUUUCAAUAAAUUUGAUUAUUGAAAA
This is a messenger RNA of Hermetia illucens (black soldier fly), 3067 nucleotides long. RefSeq lists its product as uncharacterized. The coding region runs from base 1141 to 2076 and encodes 311 amino acids. The transcript has 7 exons. Lineage: Eukaryota; Metazoa; Arthropoda; Insecta; Diptera; Stratiomyidae. The record is from RefSeq and is a predicted model, not a curated record.